CUUCAACAUAGUCAUAGACCUGCAUGUAUCCUACAACCUAAUCCAAUAAACUCACUACGGUUUCAGGUGAAACACACAUAGUGAGCUCAUUGUAAUAGGAAAGCGUCCUUUAGAAGCGGUGCACAGCAGGACAUGCCUGAAACGCAGAGCGGUCCCACCACAACAGAUACCAUGGCGCAGAAGACGGCUGCGGGAAAGGCGGCGUCGCCACCGAAGAAGAAGGACGCAGCGACAGCGAGCGUCGUCGUCGAUCCUCUUAUCGCAAAGAGGAAGGUUCGUCUAUUUUGAAAGUCAAAGUUUUUUUACUGUAACUGCGGCUUACAACAUUUUUCCGUAUCUUUCUAACAAGCCAGAAAGAUUGCGAAAACAACUUAGACGUAGUACAUUACAGAACGACUGCUAGUAAUUAUAUUAGAACCUUCAUCCUGGUCCUGCUCGUGCUCCUGGGUGUAGAUGUAGUAGGCAAACAUGAAGGUGAACAUCGACUGUCCCCCUCCCCAUUCAACACCUUGCCACAGGGCCAGAUCGACAGUUUCGCAGAAAUGCCUCUUCUAGAAAAAGCGAAGCCAUACAUUCUUCAAUAUUCCCAACAAGCUGCGACGGCAUGCGUCUGGACAGAGACGAAUGCCAUUCCAAUGGCGCACAAAGCCUUUGAGUAUUUGCUUGCAGAUGUCCAUUCGAAGUAGGCUAGUAUCAUGAUCUAUAUCAUCUGCCCGCUCAAGACCAAGACUCGUGACAAAAAGCUAUCUUCCAAAAGCAAGAGAGACUCAAAGCAGCUGUAACGUAUCAAAGCAUAAAUUGGCUUCGACCGUCCGAGUAGUACAACUCUAUUUCAAAAAAGCACUUACUCGGAUUUUUGAAUUUUAGGAACGGAUGUAUAAUUUGGAAAAAAGUCGAGCCCUACCUUCAAGGCGAAGACGGUUCGGAAAUUGUGGUGAUGCUCGCAGGUUUGGGCCUCUGUCUCUUCGGCGGCUGCUUUCCCCUACUCAUCGCCGCUUACGAAGCCUUCCGAAUGGCGGGAUGGGAUGGUUUUUAACGAUAAUGGCAUGAUGGUCUGCUGCUCUCCACUCAACAAACAUACAGUCAUUUUUCUCCGUAGUAGAAUUUGUAUAAUUCGAAAACUUGCAGGAUAAUUUGCUAACUUCUAGUAAAUAUCUCUCUCAAGUACAUGACAAUUUGACUAACUCAUGAUGAAAUCGAGGUAUGAAAAGUUCGAUCAUCGACUUGCGAGACGAGGGCAGGGCCGCUUUGGCCGCGCACAAAAAAGAUGAGACUGUCGAUGAUGAUGGAGAUGGCGUUCCAGAUGUGCAACAAAUUUCACCGCGAGACCUGGCAAUGCGCAAAACACUAUUGGUUUUGCGAGUCAUCAACCCAGAGAAGGUGUCAAAGGCAUUUUCCGCAGUCGUUGCUGGGUACUUACAACUAUUCUUGAUAUGAAUGUUCAUAGAAGCACCCACCAUCUACCUAUUGCACAGCGUUAAAAUCAAAAAUGCAUGUUCGUAGAGGCUUGGGGUGGUUGUCCACCUCUGCACCACCUUUCUUGUUCAGUCUGAUUGCCGUGCUCGCUUCGCUGAAGCUCACAUUCGCACGAUCGAUUACUCUGGGAGCCACACUUGGGGAGGUGAUUCAGAAGCGAGUGGACGCAAAAGUCACCCCAGUAGUCCAGGAACUCGUGCCUGACGACGCAAAAAAAUGGGUUCCAAUCGUAUUUAAGGCCAUAGAAAUAUAGUUCAAUACACAUGAUCGGAGCGCUGAAUGGUAGACAUGCAUUCUCAUGGCUUUUCCGACCAUCAUCUUCUAGUUAUCUCCUAAAUGGGAAUCAAAAAGUAUUUUCAGGUUCAACGACGUUUUACAAACACAAAGGGAUGUUCAUGUGCAAGGUGCAAUUCUUGUGUGGGGAAAGCUCUAAUGUUUUCGGAUGGGCCGGCAAGAUUUUCGCAGUCUGGGUUGCCUGCAUGCUGCAGACUGUCAUUUCUGCGUUCCACAGUGCAAUUCGAGGUGGGCAGAUGUUUGGUGUUGCACUCGUGCGAUAUCUCAAUAAAACAGGAAAAAUCUCCCACAACGAGGACGAGUCCCUCAUGGAUGAGGCAGCUGGAUACGGUGCUGCUGGUGUGGGAUUCCUGUACAUUAAUACUAUUGAUUCUUGCCGAUUGAAGAGCACCCCGAAGAAAAGAACUAGUACCGAUAAACUGAACCGAUAGAUACCAAGCACUACACUUGAACUUGAUUCGGAUUUAGAGGACAUCCUCUCAUCCCUGAUGAGAAUCAAAUCGAUGUCUUGAAUGAAUCUGUUUCUAGGUUCCAGCUCUACAUGGGAUUCAGCCUGCCAUUCCCAUUCUGGAUCGUCUUCUUGCCGGCAUCAAUCGCAGAGUACUCACUCGGAACGGCAGUGCAGUGGGUGUAAAUGCCAGAGCCUUCAGUCUAGUGCUAUGCAGAAAGUGCUACGCCAAGCGAGCAACGGAUAACACGCUUUUUUUUUAGGAUGUAGACAUCAUGCAUGAUGAACAUUACAACACUACAGUCGCGCGACGACUCGUACGAAGGUUUUCUGUUCUAACCACGUUGCAGUUGCUCACUUUGAGGAGCAUUGUUCACCUGAAAGUUUCAAAGCAGAUCAAAGAUAUUCUGAUGAAUACAGCUACUAAGUCAAAUAAAGUAACGCAAGCGCUGCAAUGUUUACGACCUCGAUGUCGUCAGCGAUCGCACGGGCGCUCAGUGUCAAGUGCGGUUACAACACAUGUUGUGACGAUUUUCCUAUUUUCUGCUCGCACCGGCACUCUGACCUUUCGUGCAAUAGCUGUGCAUUUCAAUAGUGCAUAGAUCAUACGCAACAUUGAGGUGUCAGCUUUGCCGUCCGAUUGCAGACAUCCAUGAUUGAAAUUUGAUGUCAUUCUCGUUGUUUCAUCAUACCGCCUGUACAAAAGUUUGAGUUUGUAGAUAUGUCUGAUUUUAUGGAUACUUCAUUUUAUCAACGCAUGUAAUGUAGUUCCGCGGCUAUUUCUUUGUUUGACGCUACAAAAUCAGAUGUUGUUCAAUCAAUGCCAAAUUAAAACGUGAAGGUCAGGAACAAUAUUUUUCAGCAGCGCCACCAGGGCUUCUAAUUAAGAUAAGAAAAGCACACUCACACAACGCGAACGCCAAAGAAAUCUAUUGUGAAGAAUAGUACAACAAAGUUGCAGACCCA
Messenger RNA from Amoebophrya sp. A25, 3184 nucleotides. The record is from the annotation of a GenBank genome assembly. Lineage: Eukaryota; Dinophyceae; Syndiniales; Amoebophryaceae.